AUGGCUUUGGCGGCAUCGGUUGCUGUUGGCUUGCUAAUAUUUGGCAAGGAGACCCGCUUGCUCGACCCUGGUCGCGCAGACACAUCGCCCUCAUCACCGCCUAACGAACGACUAGGAUGUCCAGAGCGAAACGGGUCUGAUCCAGCCGACUCCAGAUCUUGUGGACGCAACUUAGCUCGGCCGCUGGUCUACCUCUUCACUGAGCCGAUCGUCGCCAUCUUCUCGGUAUGGAUUGGCUUCACUUUCGGAGUGUGCUAUCUUGUGAUCGAGAGCGCCUACGUCAUUUUCAAGGCUCAGCCAACACCCGUCCAUGGCUCUGAGGCCACCAUGGAAUACGGCUGGACUGACUUACAGACAAGCGGUGCGCUAUUGGCUUACGUUGCCGGCGCAUUGCUAGGCUUUCUCACAAGUCUGCUUCAAGAAAAGGUAUAUCAAGGAGUCGUGCGGCGAUGCGAAGGGCGACCAACUCCUCCUGAAGCACGUCUGGGCUGGUCAUUGGUCGGCGGCGUGACCUUUGCUGCGGCAUGCUUCUGGUACGCCUUCGCAGCACGACCCAACGUGCACCCGGCCGCCGCCAUUGUGGCCCUGGCUUUCAUAGUCGCCGGCGUGUUCCCAAUACACUGCGCAAGCUUUGCUUAUCUGGCAGACAUCUACGAGGAGUUUGCGGCUUCUGCACUUGCUGGCCAGACCUUUGUGAGGACUGUGGCCGCAGGUUGCUUCCCUCUCUUUGCAGAUUACAUGUAUCGCGCCUUGACGCCGCCAACUGCUUCUGCAGUCUUGGGCGCUGUUGCUGCGCUCCAGUGCGCGAUUCCGCUCAUCCUGAUGCGAUAUGGGCCGGCACUGCGCGCGAGAUCAAGACGCGCUUGA
Ceraceosorus bombacis is the source of this 867-nucleotide messenger RNA. Lineage: Eukaryota; Fungi; Basidiomycota; Exobasidiomycetes; Ceraceosorales; Ceraceosoraceae. The record is from the annotation of a GenBank genome assembly.